GCCGCCUAACUAGCUUUUGAGCAAGUCCGACCAUUUGCUGCAAAUCGGUAAAAUAUGAAGGGUAUUAUGGUCAAAUGAUGGAGAAUUAGUAUAUAAACCGCCUAACUAGCGCUUCCCCGGCAGAAUCCCCAAUUUCGCCCGUCGCUUACAAAACAAAACCAUGAUCAACCGAUCCAAGGCCGAGGCCAAGGCCAGGUUCAAGGCUAAGGCCAAGUCGAAGUCCCUAGCCGGACGAGGAUCCGGAUCCUGGCAGGGGAAGAUUCCAGGCCAACCGACGAAGCCCGGAGAUGGCCCUCCUACUCAACUCAAAAAUCAAAAGGCUGUUGAAAAGAAUCUGGCUAAAGUCCAGCUUGACAAGGAGAAUUCUACUACUCCAAAACCAAAACCAGAAAAGAGAAAGAGCAGAAUGGGUAGAACUUUCCUAUUCACAGACCCUUGUCGAAUUUGCAAUGUGUUUGGGCACUGGACUGAUUUAUGCCCCUACCUGAAAUUUGUCCCAUACAACGUAACUAAGGUUGGCAAGGGCUAUGAAAUACAUGACGGCCGCCAUGGGAGGUAUGCUGCUCCGAUUUAUUGUCUUAACUGUAUGGAGCCGGUUGAACACGAGGCUGGAAAGUGCCCGCACGACACUGAUGCAUGGCAAUAAUCCAGGGCCGUCAUGGUUCGCCUCCUUCCACCCCAUAAUCUUGCUGAUGGCGAGGAAGGUGUUGGAUUAUCUAGUCUUGGGCUGUUGCUUUCUUCUUUACUUGCUUUGAGUUUCAGCACUCUGUAGUCUGUGUAAUAUGUCUUUGAGUAAGCUUACCCUCCCCGUCCGUUGUCACUGAUGGCUGGCGGAUAGAUACUGUAUUUGGGUUUGGUUUGCUUGUACUGGUCUUGAAUACAAAAGAAAACUGUUAGAUCCUGUGAGAGACCAAUUGAUCCAACUGUUUUU
Messenger RNA from Malus domestica (apple), 931 nucleotides. The record is from RefSeq and is a predicted model, not a curated record. NCBI's taxonomy places the organism in Eukaryota, Viridiplantae, Streptophyta, Magnoliopsida, Rosales, Rosaceae.